Aspergillus tanneri is the source of this 963-nucleotide messenger RNA. Its product is annotated as C2H2-type zinc finger protein. Gene Ontology annotation, biological process: regulation of transcription by RNA polymerase II. The transcript has 2 exons. Gene Ontology annotation, cellular component: transcription regulator complex; PcG protein complex. Lineage: Eukaryota; Fungi; Ascomycota; Eurotiomycetes; Eurotiales; Aspergillaceae. Gene Ontology annotation, molecular function: RNA polymerase II cis-regulatory region sequence-specific DNA binding; DNA-binding transcription factor activity, RNA polymerase II-specific. Bases 1 to 963 code for a protein of 320 amino acids. The record is from RefSeq and is a predicted model, not a curated record.
AUGGAUCUCGCAGAUCUUAUCACCCCGCCGGGACCAGAUCCCUUCUAUCCUCUCAAGUCCAGCGCUUCCUACAGCCCUGUUCCCACCGACUCAUACUUCCCUCAAGUUCCAUCACUAUACUCGCGGAUGCCGCGACCUCCUCUUUCCCCGCCGGUGGAAGAUCUAUCCAAGUGUUCUCUCCCUUCUAUUAACUCGCUUCUACAAAGCGCGGAUGGUGCCUCAGUGCAUGCAGCAAAGCGCCAAAGAACUACACCGCCGUUCCAUGGGGAAUCAGAGAACCAAACCCAAAGUAAGGCCCAGGAGGCCAUCACACCAACCAGACCUCAAAACAACAUGCCGCCUACGCCACCAUUGCGUCCUGGCUCCGGCUUCCACAGCAACGGCCACUCUCCUUCAGCUUCCUCAGCCUCCGUCAUCACCAACUGCAAGGUUGAACCAUAUGCGCAACCCCAAAUGACGCUUCCUAGCCCUACGGAAAGGUCUUCCGUCUCCAGUCAGGGCUCGGUUCAUCAUGCAUCCAGUGGUCCUUACAUCUCCCCUGCCCCGAGUGUCUCCUCAUACUCUUCUCCUGUCGACCCCCCGGCAUCUUCCACUAUGUAUUUUUCAAGGCCUGGAUCGUCAGGUACCACCUACCAGAGUACGGGAAGCAUGUCCGCACAAGCGCCAUCAUCCACACCGCAAUUGAUAAGCCCAGGUAACCCCGCCUGGCAACAUCAUCAUUACUUUCCCCCUUCUAGCGCGGCGCCGUUCCAACAGAACCAUGAUCGCUACAUCUGUCGCACAUGCCACAAAGCCUUCUCCCGCCCCUCCAGUCUCCGCAUCCACUCGCACAGCCACACAGGAGAAAAGCCCUUCCGCUGCACACAUGCAGGAUGUGGCAAGGCUUUCAGUGUGAGGAGCAACAUGAAGCGUCAUGAACGGGGUUGUCACACUGGUCGGCCAGUUACCACAGCUAUGGUAUAG